AUGUUUUCAACCCUAGAAGCUAAUGCUGCGAUGAGUGAGGUGGGAUAUCCGCAACAAGCUGACAAAGAUGGUUGGCGCCACUUUGUGUAUAAGGAAAAUCCAGAACGGUCAAGUCAGCUGCCCAGCGAUCGAGCGGGUAGUAUGCUUCCGUUCUAUCGGUUAGGUCCCGGGCGCCAUUCCCAGUUGGGUGGAUGGAUUUCUACUGCUGAUGAGACCCAGCUAGGUUGA
Echinostoma caproni is the source of this 228-nucleotide messenger RNA. Lineage: Eukaryota; Metazoa; Platyhelminthes; Trematoda; Plagiorchiida; Echinostomatidae. The record is from the annotation of a GenBank genome assembly.